AAUGCCAUUGCAAAUUUGCAAUUCUAUAAACCCUAAACAGUAGCUAAAACCCCCAAAUCAUUUUCAGAUAGAAAAUGGAGCUCUGUACUUCCACAAAUAAUCUCAAAUCUUUAACAUUUUACACAAAAAUUAACCCUCAAAUGAACUUCACUCUCCCUUUGAAACCCAACACAGUUAAUCCAGGUUUACGCUCUUUUAAGUAUACUGCUAUAAAAGCUACAUCUUCUGAGGAAACGUCAAGUGGUGCAAACCAGUAUGUUAAAGAAGAACCAGAAGUAGUCAGAUACUCGUCUGUGGAAUCAACGGUUCCUGUGGAAACGUCAAACCAGUAUGAUAAAGAAGAAUCAGAAGUAGUCAACUACUCGUCUGUGGAAUCAGUGGUUCCUGAAGAAACGUCAAAUGGGGAUAAGUGGAAUGCUAAAGAGGAAUCUGAUGGAGUAGUGACUGAUGAAGAAACUCAAACCGAGGGUAAUAGCCGGCUUGGUGGAUUUAGUUUGUUUAAAGAUGAUGCUGUGACGGAUGAUCAAUCUCUGCAGUUUGAUUUUCUGGAUAAGCUCAAAGUUGAGUUGGAUCUUCAAGAUUCCUUUUCAAUUGCUUUACUUAGUGUAGGAGGUGUUGCAGCGUUGUGGUUAACUGCAUCCAUUGUUGGAGCCAUUGAUCGUAUACCUUUGUUCCCUAAGUUGCUGGAAGUGGUGGGUCUUGGCUACACUAUCUGGUUCAGCACACGCUACCUGCUUUUUAAGAGAAACAGAGAUGAAUUGGUGUCAAAGGUUGAAGAGAUUAAGCAACAAGUUUUAGGACCAAAGAAUUAACAUGUGAGAUUACUGCAAUCAUCGUUUUAUAUCAGUCUUUAUUAGCUUUUAGCACUAGUAAUAUGCUUAUCUGUGAAUAAUACCGACUUUGACUCUGUCUCUUUUUAUUAUGGUUGAAUAUGCAGAAAUUGAGUUCGCUUUUUCUUUUUC
This is a messenger RNA of Erigeron canadensis, 962 nucleotides long. Its product is annotated as protein CURVATURE THYLAKOID 1D, chloroplastic. The coding region runs from base 75 to 812 and encodes 245 amino acids. Lineage: Eukaryota; Viridiplantae; Streptophyta; Magnoliopsida; Asterales; Asteraceae. Gene Ontology annotation, cellular component: chloroplast thylakoid membrane; thylakoid. The record is from RefSeq and is a predicted model, not a curated record. The transcript is spliced from 5 exons.